Molecule: messenger RNA, 2090 nt
Organism: Clunio marinus
Lineage: Eukaryota; Metazoa; Arthropoda; Insecta; Diptera; Chironomidae
Source: the annotation of a GenBank genome assembly
UUGUGAUUUUCCAAAAACGAAAAAUAAAUCAACAUUCUCAAGUUAUUUAAAUUGUCAUGUCACUUUUAAGAAUUCAGAAACCCAAAACACGGAAAGGCAAAAGAGCUUUACUGGAGUUAGAACCAAAAGUAAUCGAAAAUGUGAAAAAUGCUUUAUUUCUUGAAGGAAGAAAAUCUUCUGUGACUAUUAAAGAUGUAUUAAAAGAUUUAUGCACAUUCAAAAAGCCUCAUUGUAAAUCUUUAACGAGAAAUAAUGAUAUUACACCAUUUGAUGAUCAAGUUCCUCUUGAGACUCUCCUCUCAAAGAACGAUUGCCAUUUAUUCACAUUUGGAUCACAUUCUAAAAAAAGACCGGAUAAUGUGAUAAUGGGACGAGUUUACGAUAAUCAAAUUCUUGAUAUGAUAGAGUUUGGUGUAAAAAACUUCAAAGGUUUAAAAGAAUUUAAGAGCGAGAAAAUCGGAAUCAUGAGUAAACCUUGUUUGGUCUUCAAUGGUGAUAAAUGGAAGAUGUCUGAGGAGCUACGCAGAAUAAAAAGUUUAUUUGUUGAUAUGUUUCAUGUUGAAGACGUGGAUUCAAUAAGACUUCAAGGCAUUGAACAUGUCAUAAGCUUCACAGUCGUAGAUGAUUUGACUAUAAUGAUACGUUCUUACAAGAUACUGUUGAAAAAGUCUGGUCUUCGAACACCUCGCAUUGAGCUGGAAGAAAUUGGUCCAUCAAUUGAUUUCACAAUUCGACGAACGAAAAUAGCUUCAAAGGACUUGUACAAACUUGCGCAUAAAAAACCAGUUGAACUGAAAGUUACAAAGAAGAAGAAUGUUUCGCGAGACGCUCUUGGCUUGCUUAUAAUGAAGCAAUUAUAUUUCUGGUUAAUUAUAUGCUCUUUUGUAAUGGUUGUUCUUAACACAGAAGUUGAGACCAAGCUAUGUCCUGAUUGUCCUGGUACUGUGUCAAACUUAAGUGGCUGCAGAUUUCGAACACGUGUGUUUGUGAUUUUCCAAAAACGAAAAAUUAAUCAACAUUCUCAAAUUUUUUAUAUUACCAUGUCACUUUUAAGAAUUCAGAAACCCAAAACACGGAAAGGCAAAAGAGCUUUACUGGAGUUAGGACCAAAAGUAAUCGAAAAUGUGAAAAAUGCUUUAUUUCUUGAAGGAAGAAAAUCUUCUGUGACUAUUAAAGAUGUAUUAAAAGAUUUAUGCACAUUCAAAAAGCCUCAUUGUAAAUCUUUAACGAGAAAUAAUGAUAUUACACCAUUUGAUGAUCAAGUUCCUCUUGAGACUCUCCUCUCAAAGAACGAUUGCCAUUUAUUCACAUUUGGAUCACAUUCUAAAAAAAGACCGAAUAAUGUGAUAAUGGGACGAGUUUACGAUAAUCAAAUUCUUGAUAUGAUAGAGUUUGGUGUAAAAAACUUCAAAGGUUUAAAAGAAUUUAAGAGCGAGAAAAUCGGAAUCAUGAGUAAACCUUGUUUGGUCUUCAAUGGUGAUAAAUGGAAGAUGUCUGAGGAGCUACGCAGAAUAAAAAGUUUAUUUGUUGAUAUGUUUCAUGUUGAAGACGUGGAUUCAAUAAGACUUCAAGGCAUUGAACAUGUCAUAAGCUUCACAGUCGUAGAUGAUUUGACUAUAAUGAUACGUUCUUACAAGAUACUGUUGAAAAAGUCUGGUCUUCGAACACCUCGCAUUGAGCUGGAAGAAAUUGGUCCAUCAAUUGAUUUCACAAUUCGACGAACGAAAAUAGCUUCAAAGGACUUGUACAAACUUGCGCAUAAAAAACCAGUUGAACUGAAAGUUACAAAGAAGAAGAAUGUUUCGCGAGACGCUCUUGGUAAUGUCAAUGCACGUGUACAUAUUGAUAAGCAAGUUGUCGGAAAACUUCAAACAAGAAAAAUGAAAGGAUUGAAGAAAACGCCAGAAGAGAAGAAAGCAGCACGAAAGUUGAAGAAAUCUGCAGCUAAAGAAAAUGGAGAGACAGCAUAAAGCAGGAUUAUUCUACCUAAAAAUAACAGAAUAUCAAAUUAAUUUACAAUUUUUUUAAACAAAUAAAAAUUUAUGCAAACAAAAGUUUUCAAAUUGAAUUAUUUUUAUGAUGCUCAAACA